AUGACGCGACGAGGAAAGUGCAUUUUUGCCUUCCAUAAUAUUCAUACACUACGGCGACGUUGUUCCGAGAGCUUGCCGAGAAUAUCGCGUGCAUCUCGCGUGGAAAGCGUUUGGAAUUCUGGACAGCAAGAGAGUGCCGGUGCACAACCUCGUAUCGCCCGGCAGAUACAUAAAACCUGGCGAGAUUGUGGUAGCUCUCCACGUAGCGCGGCCGUUGCGUCUCUUUUGUCGCGCACGGUUACUCCGAAUUUUUUCGCGAACAAAACUCGUCGACUGAACGAGUACAUCCGUCACUACGAAACGCUGUCAUAUCCUGUCGAGGAGGUCCAUCGAAGUCACCUGAGGGCGAAGAGGUCAAUCAACCGCGACAGUACCGUGACGUUAAAGUUUCGCGCGCACGGCAAGGACUUCCACAUCCGAUUAAAGCGGGAUUUGACCACUUUUAGCAACAAUCUAAUUAUUGAAGGAUCUACAGGGGAGAGACAGUACAACUCUGACAUCUCUCAUGUUUAUCAAGGCAACCUAGUUGGCGAACCUGGUAGCCACGUGUUCGGAAGUGUCAGUGAUGGAGUCUUUCACGGGAAGAUAGUAUCACCGAAAAGUGGUGCGUGGUACGUGGAAAAGGCACAUUACUAUUUCCCACCACAUGAGAUAAACGAGACAUUACAUUCUGUGAUCUAUCAUGAAAAUGAUGUCGGUGAUCCGUACGUGGAUGUUCGACAAGGUGACGGCGCUGGAUGUGGUAUUACUAAUAGCGAUGUAAUAGAAUGGAUGGAAAGCGUGCAGAAUUCUGCUGUACCGGAUGAACCACCUAAAACGGUCCCACCGUCGAACCAGAAGGAGCCGAAACCAAAUGUCGCACCCUGGAACGGGGACCGGGAGGCUCCUGGUCAUAAAUACAGUAGAGAAGCUAAUGAACCUAGUCAUCGCAGGCCACGAAGAGCGACUAGGUCGAAAGAAAACAACACCUGCUCGCUUUUCAUACAAACGGAUCCUCUUAUAUGGAGGCACAUCUCCGAACAGCUACAUCAUGACAUGGAGAAAACCAGGGAAGAAAUAUUGUCCUUGAUCGCACACCACGUCACCGCCGUGAAUUAUAUCUACAGGGACACGAAAUUUGAUGGCAGGACGGAACACAGAAACAUCAAGUUCGAGGUUCAACGAAUAAAGAUCGAUGACGAAACGGCAUGCUCGCCUCAUCAAUACGGCGAACCCAAUCCCUUCUGUUUAGAGAACAUCGACGUUAGCAAUUUCCUCAAUCUUCAUUCUCUUUCGAAUCAUGAGGACUUCUGUCUCGCCUACGUUUUUACUUACAGGGAUUUCACCGGCGGUACACUUGGGCUCGCCUGGGUUGCUUCCGCGUCCGGCGCGUCCGGCGGUAUCUGUGAGAAAUUCAAGACUUAUACCGAGACUGUGUCCGGUCUAUAUCAAUCCACUAAGAGAUCCCUCAAUACCGGUAUCAUAACUUUCGUGAAUUACAAUAGCCGUGUUCCGCCUAAAGUAUCGCAACUAACUCUGGCGCAUGAGAUAGGUCAUAACUUCGGAUCACCGCAUGAUUUUCCGCCGGAAUGCAGACCGGGAGGCUUGGACGGUAAUUACAUUAUGUUCGCCUCGGCGACGAGCGGAAAUCGACCGAACAAUAGCAAGUUUUCAAAGUGCAGCAUUGGCAAUAUCAGCAACGUCCUAGAUGCUAUCGAGGAUAAUAAGAAGAGGAACUGUUUCACUGGAGCGUUUUGCGGGAAUAAAAUUGUCGAGGCUGGCGAGGAGUGUGAUUGCGGAUACGAUGACGACGAGUGUGUGGACAAAUGCUGCUAUCCUAGACAGGUGUCUGAGCUGGAUAAGAUUAAGAAUGACACGGCGAAAGGUUGCAGUAGAAAAUACGGGACACAAUGCAGUCCUAGUCAAGGACCCUGCUGUUCGAGUGAAACGUGCCAGUUUGUGCCCCUCUCUCAUCGAAUCCAAUGUAGAGCCGAAUCAGACUGUAGUUACAAUUCUACAUGCAGUGGGAGGUCCUCCGAAUGCCCAGCGCCGCUACCGAAAGCCAACAAGACUAGAUGCAAUGAGGGCACUCAAUUAUGCAUCAAUGGGGAGUGCACAGGAUCUAUUUGUCUGGAAUGGAAUCUGACGGAGUGCUUUUUAACAAGCAGCAUCAUACCGAACAUUGAUAAGCGAAAACUGUGCGAAUUAGCCUGUCAAAAUGGAACUGAUGCAUCAACGUGUCGUGGAACAAGCGAGUUUGCGCACAUGGUGGGAUUGCCCGAGGGUGGAAUGAGCCUUAGACCUGGUUCACCUUGCGAUAAUUUUCAGGGUUACUGCGAUGUUUUCUUAAAAUGCCGAGCUGUCGAUACGGAAGGACCACUUGCGAGAUUGAAAAACUUGUUGUUUAAUAAAGAAACGUUAUCGUCGGUAGCACAAUGGAUAACUGAAUUUUGGUGGGCGGUACUAUUAAUGGGUAUAGCUUUCAUCAUAUUUAUGGGACUAUUUAUCAAGUGUUGCGCCGUGCACAUUCCUUCCACUAAUCCUAAAAAGCCGCCUGCUAGGCGCAUCAGUGAUACAUUAACGAGACCGAUGAAUACUCUUAGAAGAAUGCGACAUCCACAUAGUGGUGGUGGAGCUGGGCCAAGGAGUAUACCUCCAAGAUCAAAUCAAGGUGGUCAUUCAACGCGUUGUCCCGCUCAUGGAUAUGGAGAGGGAAGAGGUGCUCAAUAUUAUCCAAAAGGCUAUCGCUCGGUUCCCACAGCUAGUGCGCCACCAAGUAGUGGGUCAGCAGACAAUUACGGCCGUUCCAAUCACCCAGAACUGUAUGCCGGCGCCUAUUCGGGUUCCGGGGGAGGGGGGAGGAACGCAGCAUAUGAGAUGAGGCAUCACAACAAGGUGUGACGAUCCUAGGACAUCAUCACGAACGAGGACCACCAAUCGCUGCGUUGCACCACGAGCCGUUGUGUAGAAUGAUUGCCAAAUGC
This is a messenger RNA of Cyphomyrmex costatus, 2963 nucleotides long. It is a transcript of the gene kuz, whose product is annotated as zinc-dependent metalloprotease kuz. The record is from RefSeq and is a predicted model, not a curated record. Gene Ontology annotation, cellular component: plasma membrane. Gene Ontology annotation, biological process: membrane protein ectodomain proteolysis; Notch signaling pathway. Bases 1 to 2880 code for a protein of 959 amino acids. The transcript has 15 exons. NCBI's taxonomy places the organism in Eukaryota, Metazoa, Arthropoda, Insecta, Hymenoptera, Formicidae. Gene Ontology annotation, molecular function: metalloendopeptidase activity.